Molecule: messenger RNA, 4296 nt
Organism: Chanos chanos (milkfish)
Lineage: Eukaryota; Metazoa; Chordata; Actinopteri; Gonorynchiformes; Chanidae
Gene: vps8
Product: VPS8 subunit of CORVET complex
Exons: 45
Coding region: 1-4245 (1414 amino acids)
Biological process (GO): endosomal vesicle fusion; protein targeting to vacuole
Cellular component (GO): late endosome; early endosome; HOPS complex
Molecular function (GO): protein binding
Source: RefSeq, a predicted model, not a curated record
AUGUCCGAAUCGCCAGAUACGCGGAGCUUAGUCUCUGCGUCCUCCCAGCUCAAUUUAAUGGAAAUAGAUGCGAUUGAUGAUAAAGAGUUUGACAUCCCUCAAGUUGACACCCCUCCAACCCUUGAAAGCAUUUUAAAUGAGCCUGAUGAUGAAGAUGAACCGUUCAUCCUUGAGGACACGUGUCUGCUCAACACAGAAAAUAUCGACGCUCAUUCCUGUGAGACUUCGUCUUUAGCCAGCUCUGACAGUGGAGACCGCACACACCUGAAGAGGAGGAGAAAGGCAGUGGAGACCACAGCCAUGGUACAUGGCUCUGUCCUGAGACACAGCAUCCUCAAAGGCAUCUCAGCCCAGAUGAUUUCUGCUGCCGACAAAGUUGAUGCUGGGUUGCCAACUGCCAUAACAGUGUCCAGUGUGAUUGCAGUAGGAACUUCUCAUGGUUUGGCCCUGGUGUUUGAUCACAACCAGGCGUUACGGCUUUGUCUGGGCACCACGGCAACGGGGGCGGAGUUUGGAGCGGUCUCUGCUCUCAGUAUCAACCAUGACUGUACCAGACUGCUGUGUGGUUUUGCCAAGGGCCAGAUUACCAUGUGGGAUCUGGCCAAUGGGAAGCUGUUGAGAACCAUCACAGAUGCCCACCCCCCUGGGACUGCCAUCUUACACGUAAAGUUUACAGAUCAUCCAACACUGGCUGUGUGCAAUGACAGUGGGGGGUCAGUGUUUGAACUGUCAUUCAGGAGGGUGAUGGGCAUGAGGACGUGUGACUCUCGGUGUUUGUUCAGUGGUUCUAAAGGGGAAGUGUGCUGUGUGGAGCCUCUGCAUGCCAGCCCUGAGCUUAAAGACCAUCCCAUUACACAGUACUCCCUGCUGGCCAUGGCCUCCCUCACGAAGAUCUUAGUGAUCGGACUGAAACCAACGCUCAAAGUGUGGAUGACUUUCCCCUACGGCAAGACCGACCCCGCCAGCGUGCCUCAGUUAGCCUGGCAGUUUGUGGCCGUGCAGAAAGCGGUCAACCCCAUCCUAGCCUUCAGCCGCGGAGACACCGUCCACUUUCUCCUGGUGAAAAAGGAUGAUUCUGGAACAAUUCAUGUUAUCAAACAGAGGCAGCUCCAACUCAACUGUGACCUCAUCAAUUUGAGCUGGAUAAACUCUCGGACUCUGGUGAUAAUGGACAGUGCAGAGAAGCUGCAUGUUGUGGACAGGUCCAGUCAGGAGCUACUGGAGACGCUGGACUUGGCCGAGGUCCAGCUGGUGUACAACAGCAGCCAUUUUAAAUCCCUGGCCACUGGAGGCAAUGUUAGCCAGGCUCUGGCUCUUGUUGGGGAGAAGGCUUGUUAUCAGUCUGUCUGCAGCUACGGAGGCCAAGUUAUCUACCUGGGAACUAAGUCCGUCCAUAUCAUGACGCUCAGAAACUGGCGUGAGCGUGUGGAUCAUCUGCUGAAGCAGGAGAAGUUUAUGGAGGCUCUUUCUCUCGCUUGGUCCUUCCACGAGAACACGGCCAAAGCUGUACUCGGCUUACAUGGAGACCCUGUGAAGAGAAAAGGGGUGGUCGCUGACAAGAUGGUGGAGAUCCUGUUCCAGUAUGUGGAACGCUCCCUGAAGAAGUGUCCGGAACAGGGCAAAAUCCAGGUCAUGGAGCAGCACUUCCAGGACAUGUUGCCUGUCAUUGUGGAUUACUGUCUGCUUCUACAGAGAACGGACCUGCUUUUCAAUCAGAUCUACAGUCGCCUGGUGGAGAACUCUGUUGCCAAGGGCGUGUUCUUAGAGAGCCUUGAGCCCUACAUUCUGAGCGAGCGGAUUGGCUGCCUGACUGCGCCCGUCAUGAGAGAUCUUCUCAGCUAUUUCCAGGAGAAUGGAAUGAUGGAGAGUGUGGAGGGAUGUCUGGUUCACAUGGACAUCACUAACCUGGAUAUCCAACAGGUAGUUCAGAUGUGCUGGGAGAACCAGCUAUAUGAUGCCAUGAUCUACGUCUUUAACAGCGGCAUGAAUGACUACAUCAGCCCCAUGGAGAAACUCUUUCAAGUGAUUGGACCCCCUUUGCGUGAAGGCAAGCCUCUCACAGACGAGCAAGUUGUGAUGGGAAAUAAACUCCUGGUGUAUAUUAGCUGCUGUUUGGCUGGGCGGGCUUAUCCGUUAGGAGAUAUUCCCGAGGACCUCGUUCCUCAAGUGAAAAACCAGGUGUUUGAGUUUCUGAUUCGUCUGCACACCGUGGAGGCCACACAGGAAGAGGAAGUAUAUCCUUAUAUCAGAACGCUGCUCCAUUUUGACACUCGCGAGUUUCUUAACGUCCUGGCUCUGACAUUUGAAGACUUCAAGAAUGACAAACAAGCCCUGGAGUAUCAGCAGAGGAUUGUGGAUAUUUUAUUAAUGGUUAUGGUAGACAACUCGGACUUCACCCCCUCCCAAGUCGGCUGUCUCUUCACGUUUCUCGCCCGCCAAUUGGCCAAGCCCGAUAACACGCUCUUUGUCAACAGGAAACUGUUUGAUCAGGUGUUGGAGUUUCUGUGCAGUCCUGAUGAUGACUCCAGACACACAGAGAGACAACAGGUGCUGUUGGAGCUCUUGCAGGUGGGGGGUGUGGUCCAGUUUGAUGAGGGGCGGCUUCUCACUCUAGCUGAGAAGGCAGAGUUCUACCAGAUUUGUGAGUUUAUGUAUGAGAAGAAACAUCUGUACGACAAGAUCAUUGACUGCUACUUGAAGGACCCUCUUAGAAAGGAGGAGAUCUUUAACUACAUCCACAACAUCCUUUCCAUGCCGGGUUACAGCCCUGAGGAAAAGCAGUCCGUCUGGCACAAAUCUGUCCAACACGUCCAGGAGCUUGUGAGAAUCAACCCUGCCAAAUUGGCUGAGUUAGCGACCGUUCAUUUUGCAGAUGAAAUUGAGGCUAUUGUCAGCUCGUUACAGGAGGACUUCUUAGUGUUCCAGUUUCUCAGAUGCCUCCUGGACCCAAGCUCCUCCAGGGAGAGUACACAUCCACAGACUCAGCUGAGACUGGGGCCUGAGCUUCAUGAGCUCUUAGUGGGCUUCCUCUGUCGCUUCAGCCCCCAGCAGGUCACCGACUUCCUGAAGGUCUCUCAGGACUACCGGCUGGAGGAGACCAUUCAGAUUACGGAGCAGCAUCGUCUCCACGAGGCCACGGCGUACCUGUUGGAGAAGAAGGGUGACGUACAGGGAGCUUUCGAGGUGCUGCUGGAGACCUUGAGGGAGAAACUGAGCAUGCUCAGUGAAGAGAAGACUGAUUCCGGCAAGGUCAGCCAUGAGGAAGAGGGGGAAGCUUUGGAGGAAGAUGAGGGCCCACUGCAGAGGGUGGAGUCAGCUCUCAGUGACAUCAUCUCCCUAUGUCACAGGAGCUCACACAGCCUCAACCAGCAGCAGAGAGAGGCUCUGUGGUUUCCCCUUCUGGAAGCCAUGAUGUCACCACAGAAACUCCUCAAAGGCCCAAAUGCCAAACACACAUCAGAAGCACUGAAAGAGUUGACCAUGAAGGUAUUAAACAGCAUGUCCAGUUACAUAGCUCUGCCUGCCAUCAUCCAGCGCAUUCUACAGGACCCUGUUUAUGGGAAAGGCAAACUGUCAGAGAUCCAGGGCCUCAUACUGGGCAUGCUGGAGACUUUCAAUUACGAACAGACAUUGUUAGAGACCACCACAAGUCUGUUGAAUCAGGACCUUCACUGGUCCCUGUCCCACCUGCGAGCGGCAGUGAGCAGAGGCCUGCACCCCAGACAGGACCACUGCAACAUCUGCCUCCAGCAGUACAAGAGACGCCAAGAGAGCGAGGAAGAGAUCAUUAUCUUCAGCUGUGGACACUUGUACCACUGUCAGUGUUUACAGAGGAAGGAACAAGGUGUAGUCGGGGAAAGACUGCACACUUGGAGUUGCUACAAAUGCACAUCCAGUCAGGGCGGUCGCCCCGGAGACCGGGGUGCCAUGGAGACUGGCAGAGCCCGUAGCACCUCUCUUGCACAGAACAAAGUGACGUCCGCUCACCGCGGGCCCGGGGGAGAGACUCAUGGAAGAAAGCUGUUUGCUGAGGCCACAUUGGAUGCUCAGCAGAUCCAGGCCUGGGAUCAACUCCGCUGCAUCUACAGAGGACCAUCCAGGUUGGGCAUCCUUUCUGAACUUGCACAUUCCCAUGGCAAUGAGAAGACUGGCCUGCUGAACCCCACCCACCCUGGGACAGGAAGCAUAUACCAUAACGAGAACUUCCAGCUCAAACUCUCACCUCCGCCAUUGGUGGAGGAGUAAAAUGAACCCGCCCACUGUUACAGUACAAAAUAAAGCACUACCAUAUCUUUA